AUGGGCGACUGGAGCGCCUUGGGCAAGCUCCUGGACAAGGUGCAGGCCUACUCCACCGCCGGCGGGAAGGUGUGGCUGUCGGUGCUGUUCAUCUUCCGCAUCCUGCUGCUGGGCACGGCCGUGGAGUCGGCGUGGGGCGACGAGCAGUCGGCCUUCCGCUGCAACACGCAGCAGCCCGGCUGCGAGAACGUGUGCUACGACAAGUCCUUCCCCAUCUCGCACGUGCGCUUCUGGGUGCUGCAGAUCAUCUUCGUGUCGGUGCCCACGCUGCUGUACCUGGCGCACGUGUUCUACGUGAUGCGCAAGGAGGAGAAGCUCAACAAGAAGGAGGAGGAGCUGAAGGUGGCGCAGACGGACGGCGCCAACGUGGACGUGCCGCUGAAGCAGAUCGAGAUCAAGAAGUUCAAGUACGGCAUCGAGGAGCACGGCAAGGUGAAGAUGCGCGGCGGCCUGCUGCGCACCUACAUCGUCAGCAUCCUCUUCAAGUCGGUCUUCGAGGUGGCCUUCCUGCUCAUCCAGUGGUACGUCUACGGCUUCAGCCUGAGCGCCGUGUACACCUGCCAGCGCGAGCCCUGCCCGCACCAGGUGGACUGCUUCCUCUCGCGCCCCACCGAGAAGACCAUCUUCAUCGUCUUCAUGCUGGUGGUGUCGCUGGUGUCGCUGGCGCUCAACAUCGUCGAGCUCUUCUACGUCUUCUUCAAGGGCGUCAAGGACCGCGUCAAGGGCCGCGGCGACCCCUUCCAGGCCGCGCCCGCGCCGCCGGGCCCCGCCAAGGACUGCGGCUCGCCCAAGUACGCCUACUUCAACGGCUGCCCCUCGCCCACCGCGCCGCUGUCGCCCAUGUCGCCGCCCGGCUACAAGCUGGUCACGGGCGAGCGCAACGCCUCGUCGUGCCGCCACUACAACAAGCAGGCCAGCGAGCAUAACUGGAGUGCAGGCCGGGCCCACAGAGAAGGGCUCUCCGUGCGUUUGCGAGUGUCCGCGCUGCACGCGCUGGCUCCUUCCACCCGCUGGGCACGUUUCGGCCCCAUCGCCUUCUCACCGCUCCUGAACGACCGCUCGCGUUCGUGUCCUGGUUUCUGUGGGCAUCUGGAAAGCAGUCGGGAUGUCCCUUCGCUUCUUUCCUUUUUUUGA
This is a messenger RNA of Carlito syrichta (Philippine tarsier), 1134 nucleotides long. Its product is annotated as gap junction alpha-1 protein. The transcript has 2 exons. Bases 1 to 1134 code for a protein of 377 amino acids. Gene Ontology annotation, biological process: cell communication. Gene Ontology annotation, cellular component: connexin complex. NCBI's taxonomy places the organism in Eukaryota, Metazoa, Chordata, Mammalia, Primates, Tarsiidae. The record is from RefSeq and is a predicted model, not a curated record.